This is a messenger RNA of Malaya genurostris, 3284 nucleotides long. RefSeq names its product autophagy-related protein 13 homolog. The transcript has 5 exons. Gene Ontology annotation, biological process: mitophagy; autophagosome assembly; piecemeal microautophagy of the nucleus. The coding region runs from base 537 to 1784 and encodes 415 amino acids. The record is from RefSeq and is a predicted model, not a curated record. Gene Ontology annotation, cellular component: phagophore assembly site; extrinsic component of membrane; Atg1/ULK1 kinase complex. Lineage: Eukaryota; Metazoa; Arthropoda; Insecta; Diptera; Culicidae.
UGGAAAAGCUCCAUCUUUGCUCGCGUUGGCCAUGUAAUCUUUUCUCGGUAUUUUAGACAAACAGUUGAAUAAGUAAGUUAUUGAUAAGUUGUGCGAAUUCAAUUUCAGUGAGGUGAAACUUAUGCUCUGUUGCAUUGAAAAUUCAGCUAAACAUUAGCAUCUGCUGAAAAGUUGGUGUAUUCAAAAUUGUGAGAAAUUUGUCUGUGUAUUUUAUUUUACUCAGCGUAGUGACAAACCCGUGAGAGUGCAGAGAAAACUGAUUUUGAUGGCGGGUUGAAAAUUCAAUUUUGGUUUUUUUUAAAUACAAUAUGUUUGCAUAUCAAAAAUUUAUCCGUGAAACGUAGUGCUGUUUAAAGUGGUGAAUUUGGGAAUCUGAAAAAAAAAUUACACUUGUGAAGUUCAACAUCGCCAUUGACGAUCAGUCGGACGUUCUGAAGGAGACGAAAAAAGUGCUCGACGUGAACCAGCAUGAAUCGAUCGUUACGCGGCUCCCGUUGUGUGUAGAAAUCUCCCUCCAAACGGUCGAGGGAGAUAAUAUGAUUCUGGAAGUUUGGUCUCUCAGUGUACAGAAAGACCAGUGUGAAUCGCAGUUACGGGCAACACAUGCGAUCUACAAUCGCAUGGGACUAUUGUUGAAAUCGUUACUUUCGGUUACGCGUUCUACGCCUGCAUACAAACUUUCCCGCCGGCAAAGUGCCGAUUCGUAUCAGAUUUUCUAUCGGAUUUACAUCGGCGAUCCUCAGACCCAUCAGUUGGGCGAUGGUCACAAGCAGUUACGCGUCGGACAGUUGUGCACCCAGAUCGGAACACUAGACAUGGCAGUAGCCUUCCGCACCAAGAUGACUAUCUCGCCCACGCAAACCGGACGGGACAAUACUAUUAUGCUGAAGAGCGAUCACUUCCUCAAGGAUAUCAGCCCGAAGCACAUCCGCUAUAACUACAAUAAGAAAAAUGAGAAGAAAAUUAUCGAUUUGGACAAACCGAUGCGAUGCGGCGCCUUCGUAGACGCCUCCCGCGUAAAGCAGUACACCGAGGAGGACUUCAUUCUGCCGGAGACGCCACCGUUCCAUUGGUUACUUCCGAAACCAAAGGAUGACACUAGUUCGCUCAAAAGUGGUACCGACGAGGACCGGCAGUCGAUCAAUUCUCCAACGGCAGACGAGAACUGUUCGACCCAAGCAAACAACAACAACAACAGCAACGCCACCAACAACCUCAACAAUGUCAACAACAACAGCAACAAGGGCUCGUUCGAAUCCGCCGGAGCGAUGAACUUCCGAUUGUCACAGUCACCGAAGAGUGGUGGAGAAUCCAAUCUCGGUAGUGCAGCGGUGGCGACGGCCGGAGGAACGGCUGCUGGCGGCGGUGUCAAUUCCAGCUCGCCGCCGGCUUCGUUGACCGGCGAAUUCCGAAAGUCGUCCCGAUGGUCCGUUCGGCACACCGGCCCCGAGGAUGAACGGUUGCUGAAGGAACUGCAUUUCCCGUUCGCGGCAACCAACUCCCCGAUCGGCGAUCUGGCCAAGUUCUAUCGCGAGUGCUUCAAUGCUCCGCCGCUGCAGGAGUUCAACCAGCUGUCGAACGUGAUCUCCAACGUGGACGACGAGGAAGCUGCCAACGCCGACGAUGCCGGUCGGAUACUGACCGGUGCCGACGGUGCCGUCGACGGGGAUGACGACGUGGACGAUCUAACCCGGCAGCUCGAGCAGUUCGAAACGUCCCUGCCGGAGUUUGAAACGCUCGUGACGUCCCUCUGCCAAACGGUGGAUAACAAUUCCAACAGUUAAGGGAAAUCAUCCUCUCUUCUGAGCUGGGAGGGUUUUUCUUGGACGUUGCAAAGAAAAAAAUGUCGACUGAUUGAUGAUAUUCAUCUCUUUAAACCAAUGUAUUUUGUUUGUUUUUUUUUUUAUAUAGACUUAGAGAAGGUAGAGUAACGUUAAUUGUUAAGAAUAUCAUUUAUUUCGGAGCAGGAUAGUUGUGUAUUAUAGCUAACUGAUGAGAAAAGCGUAGGUAGUUUAGAACAACUAAUUGCUGUAUAUAUUUUGGAAAAAGGCCUUUUUGGAUGAUGGUUUUUUGGAGCAGUCAUUACUGCUGGACGUAAUUUUUUAUGUUCUAGGGGGAAAAACUAAGAGUGUGGUAUACAGAAGUAAUACACAAUUUUGAUAGAAGAUAAAAACAAAGUUCCUUACGUUUGUCACUUUAUUUUGUCUUAAUAUGGUUAGUACAUAUCCUCGGCGUAUUUAUGAGAUUUUAUUUAAGCAAGAGGAAUGUUUUCUAGCUAGUCUAAAUCAUCUAAAGGAACAAUUCUUAAAACAUUCUCCAAGUCAUACCUGUAAAUAGAACAAAAUGUUGCCUAAAUAAGUAGAACGAAACUGGUUUCCAUUUGGCAAGGCUUGCAACUUGUAGCUCUGUCUUGACGAAGAUUGGCAGACCAAGAAUCUCUUUCUUUGCCAUUUUGCGUCUGGCAAAGCGACGAAAUAGUGUUUGACCGGUUUCGCUCUUCUUAAAUUUGUGCAUGUUGCUAAAUUUGUUUUUUUUUCAAGAGCAGAUGAUAUUUUAUUUCUAUUCUUACAAGAAAAAUAAUCCUAGUUAUAAGAAAAAAAGCUUUAUCGCUUCGCAGCCAUUGUUUUGCAUAUAUAUUUUUUUAUUUCAGUAAGACUUUUUAUUACCACUAAGCAUGCGUCCUAAUUUUCGCAUAUCAAAAUCAACAUUAGACAGUAGAAAAAAAAUCGAAAUCAAUGCAUCUAAAUUUUUUCAUUAUGUCUUCAUUUUCAAGACUGAAUGGAAUAAGAGAUCUAUUACAAUCUUUCACACUAACCUUCUUUUCCCUGUGAGUUUCCGGUACUCGGAUCCUUAUUAUCGAACAAUUAAAAAAGACGCAAAUCUGGCCGAUAUGGAAAAAUUUUUCCCUCUAAAAUCGAAUCAAAAAUAGAUUUAUGAUGGCUUUAAAAAAAUGUUUUAUUGACUAUUGUUACGCUGUUGAUCAUCGGGUUACGAUUUUUUGACAAAGCUAUCGUUUUUACAUGGAAAAAUACUAACUAGGGAAGCUCGAGAGAUGUUGGAAGCAACUUUAUGAAUCGUUGAAGAAUAAAACCAUACACGCAUAAAUGCAGGAUUCAGUUUCUCGUUUCCCAACUACCGAAGCGCAUUUCAUUACGAUCAGUACCCUUAUGUUGUAUAAAAAAUCCAUAUUACAUACAAAUAUUUGAAAAAAAAUAAUAUUACAGCUUUCAGAAAAAAAAUACAGAAGUCCUAAAAUAAACACAUCUCUUUUUGGUUAAACAGAA